AUUGUCAACCAUAUCCUCAGUUUCAACGCCCAACCCUUUCUCGGAGCUAAAGAAAAGGAAAGAAAGUGAAAGAAAAUUCACAUUUCAAAUACUUCACUUUGUUAUCAUUUUUGGGUACUUUUCAAUUCUAUCGUUCUGGGACUCUUCGAUUUUUUAUUCUUCGAAAAAAGAUUACUAAUAACAUUCAGAAGAACGCGGAACAAAGCGUGAUGAAUUACCAAUCUGCCUCAAGAAACCCGCGUCCCAAAGGGUUCAAGGUUAAGCGAGGCCUUCAAUUCACAUUGCUCUUGGUUUUCUGCAUCUGGUUGUUGUACCAAAUCAAGCACUCGCACGAUAACACAGAGGACAAUGGAAGAAACAUACAAAGGAAGCUCAGUGAAGAACACGGUGCUUCCAUUUUGGGGCGUAAAGGGAAUUUAGGAUUGUCAAGCGGGGAAAGUGACUCUAAUUUUGAAGAUGGAGGUGCUAGAUACGAUGGGUUUGAUAAAAAAACAGACAAUUCUGAAGAAGAAUCUUACCCUAAGGAAGUUGCGAGUAAUGGAGGGGAACAGGAUCAGAAGGAACCAGAAAGAAAAAAUGACAAUUUCCAAAUUUAUGACAACAAGAAGUCGGAUAAUGAAGAAGUUUCUAGAAAGGAAAAUGAAGCGAUCAAGGGAAGUAGUAUUGUUGAAAAGAUGGUUUCGGUGAAUUCAAGUGGAAUUGAUAAUGCCACUAUCUCGGGCCAUAGUAAAAUGGAAGACGGAGGGCAUACCUUCCAUGAUGAGAAUGGUGUUCCACAAGAUGUCAACAACAAUUUGGAAUCCAUGUCGAAUGAGAAAAGUGACGAUAAGAAAGAGUUUUUGCGUCAAAAUGGGCUUUUGAGUUUGAAUGAUCACAAUAAAGUCAAUGAGAGCUUGCACAAGGGAGAAGAAGAAAUGGUUGGAUCUAAAGAGGGAAACAAUGUGACUAAAGGUGAAACGAUAACUAUGUGUCGUUGAAGACUCAAAAAUUGUCAAGGCAGCUGAAGAAGGGAUUAAACCUGUGAAUUGGCAUUUGAGGUGAUGUAUGAAAAGCAUCAAUCGCUCUUGUGCUUCAUAAGAAGGAUGAGAAAGAUGUGUAUAGUCUCGGAUAAUUCUCGUUCUCUCAGCAUGUUUUCACGUGAUUGAGAAGAAAGACUGAAUUCUGAUGUUUUUUCAAAGUACAAGAUGCAUUUCUGCCAUUACUUAUGGCAUUUUAGAAUGUAGUUAAAGUUUGAAUUUUUAUUUAUUUUUUAUGCAUCUUAGACACAGCUGACUUCAA
Camellia sinensis is the source of this 1278-nucleotide messenger RNA. RefSeq lists its product as uncharacterized. Lineage: Eukaryota; Viridiplantae; Streptophyta; Magnoliopsida; Ericales; Theaceae. The record is from RefSeq and is a predicted model, not a curated record.